CAAAAGAACCCCAAACCCAAAGCCUUGAACCUGUUUAAAAUUUUGUAGUUACUCCGAUCAUCCACAUUUGCCAUCCGCGGCGAUUUCUGAUUCUACAAUUUCGUUAUGAUUUCGCCGGAGAUGAGUUUUCCGGCAAACGUCCGUCGAUUUCUAGAUUUAAGCAGUUUUGAUCUCUUAAUUUCCGUAGGUGACGUACUUACCUAGCCUAAAACCUAAUAGUAGCUGAAAACCCUACGCGAAAGCGAGCGUUACGUAGGAGAGAUUAGAAGUUAUUCGUUGUUUUGUCUCACAAAUCGGAAUUUAAAUAAUAGAAUAAAUAUAUAAUAAUGCUAAUCUAUAAGAUAAAGCAUCAGUUUUGCAGGGUUUUCUAAGGAUUUAGGCGGAUUUCUUGGUUUAUGUGCCUCUUUGUUUGGUGAUCCGAUGGAUGAGAAACUAGUUCAUGUGCUGUGUUUUUACUAUUACAGCCAUUGGAAUUUUGUUUCGGGUUUGUAGUAUUGUGUGUUUACCUAAUCAUUUCGAUAAGGUAUUACCAUCAGAAAAUUGAGGUUUUGUGAUAAGUAGUUUUUUUUAGGUUUUAGACUUCUAGGGGUUUUCUCUCCUAAUUAGAGGCUCAAAUUGAUAAUCGGGGAAGAAUAUUUGGUAUGCCUUUGACGAUGAAGAUACAGCCAAUCGAUUCAACCAUACCGGAAUGUUUCGAGUCGGUGAAAACUGUGCCGAAGUCUCGGUUGAGACGUCUCUUUGAUUUCUCGAGCUUUUUGAGAGGAUCGGCGGUUGCGGAUAGGUCCGUCGCCGGCGACUCGCAAUGCGGCAAAGACUGUUCAGAUGAGUUCGAGCCGAGCUCUGUCUGCUUGGACAAAAUGGUCCAGAAUUUCAUAGAGGAGAGCAACGAGAAGCAGUCUGUGGCCGCAUCCAUCAAGUGUGGCCGGCACAACCACCACCAGUGCAAUUGCGUCAACGGCAACAACUUCUGCAGUAGCGAUGGUUCCGAGGAUGAGUUCGACUCAUUUAAUUGUUUCGGCAACUCUAACAACCACAGUUCGUCGACCGACGCAUGUGAUCUCCUUAAGAGUUUGGUGAUUUGCGAGACAGUUUCUGAAAGGAAUUUGUUGGCCGAUGUGUCUAAAAUCGUUGAAAAGAACAAGAUCUGUAAGCGGAAAGAUGAAAUCAGUCGUAAGAUCGUCGCCGAUGGCCUCCUAGCUUCCGGAUACGCCGUUUCUGCCUGUAAAUCCCGCUGGGAAAAAACUUCAACCUAUCCAGCAGGAGAAUACGAGUAUAUUGAAGCUGUGGUUGAAGGGGAUCGUUUGAUAAUCGACAUAGAUUUCAGAUCGGAGUUUGAAAUAGCAAGAUCCACGAAAAGCUACAAAGCAAAACAGAGCCUGAAGAAGAAAGGAAUGCCUUUACCUCCAUGGAGAAGAGCUGAUUAUGUAAAAUCAAAAUGGCUCUCUCCCUGUACCCGAAUCAUCAACAACACUCCCACUGAUAAUGAUAAUAAUACCCAAUCCAUGAUUAGGAAUGAUCUGAUUUCAGAUCCAAAAGACCCGAAUUUAAUGGAUGAAUUUGAAGUUAUUGGAGGUGCUACUAAAGAAGAUGAAGGUCUGAAAGAAUGGGAGCCAUUAGAGAUCAAAGCGAAGGUACCGAAGACUGGAGGUAAAGUCGUUAGCGGUCUAGCUUCUGUGAUCGAAGGCAACUGA
This is a messenger RNA of Lactuca virosa, 1691 nucleotides long. The record is from the annotation of a GenBank genome assembly. Lineage: Eukaryota; Viridiplantae; Streptophyta; Magnoliopsida; Asterales; Asteraceae.